CCCUUUUUUAUCUCCUUGCCGUCAAAUGGGGUCUUUGCCCUAUGAAACCCUAACCUCUGGUCCAUUUUCAUCGCCAUGGUAACCUUAAUUAUCUAACUUCGUUCAAAAGUAUGUCUUUUGGUUCAUGAAUUGUUUGAUUUUUAGCUGAAUUGCCUUAUAAUUUUCUUAGAUUUUGCUGGAUCAUGAUUCAAUGUCAAACUGUAAUCUGAAAUAGUAAUUGAUGUUUCGUGAUCCUAACCAGUUAGGGUUUCCAUUUUUAAGGGUCGCAUUAUCAGAAAAUAUCAGUAUUCAUUUGAUUCUUGUGUGGAGUUUUAUAAGCUCAAUUAAGAUUAGGGAUUCCGCUUGUUUCAUUGUCUAGAGAGAAAGAGAGAGUUUUAUCAAUGGACGGUAAUAAGGACGAAGCAUUGAGAUGUGCUGGUAUUGCAAAAGCAGCUCUGCUCAUGGGUGAUAAACUCCGAGCAUUGAAAUUCAUUGGAAUUGCUCGAAGGCUUGAUCACAAUUUACCCCUAGAUGAUCUUUUUGCUGCUUGUGAAUCCUUGAAUGAUGAAUCUAGAGAGAGAAAAACUGAAUGCGCAACGCAAUCUAUGGACUCGCGUAAUGGAGAUACUAAAGAGAGAAUGGUUGGUGAAGAUGAGGUUGGGGUUCAUGGUGAAGAACCCAAUUCAAAUAGGGAUGUGAAAUUUAGAGAGAGAACUGAUCGCAAAUCUGUUGCUGUUGAGGAUCAGACCAAUGGAAAAGAACACAGUGAUGAUGAUGAUAGGAGCUCAAGGGAGAGAUUUGGCCAUGGCUUCGUUGCGAAGGAGGGUCAGAAUUAUGGCAAGGAACAUGGUUCUAGCAGAAAUAGGAGAUCUAGAGAUAGGAUGGGGCGUGACUUUAUCGGUUGCGGGAGUCCAAAUUAUAGUGAGGAAAAUGUCCAAUUAAUCAGGGAAAUCAAGAGAAACAAGGAUUACUAUGCAAUAUUGGGUGUGGAGAAGAGCUCUUCAGUUGAAGAGAUUCGAAGAGCUUAUAGGAAGCUCUCCCUUAAAGUUCAUCCUGAUAAAAAUAAGGCCCCAGGUUCUGAAGAGGCAUUUAAGAUUGUUUCGAAGGCUUUUAAUUGUUUGAGAAAUGAAGAAUCAAGGCAUCAUUAUGAUCAAACUGGUUUAGUAGAAGAUUCAGAGGUGUUAAACCAUCAAAAUAUGAGGCGGAGGAGGACUAGGAAUACCUAUUAUUAUGAGGAAAAUUUUGACCCCAAUGAAAUUUUCCGGUCUUUUUUCUUCAGUCAACAAGAGCAUACGUUUCAAACUGCUCAUAUGCAUAGGGCUAGAGAGAUGAGAGAAGAAAGGAGGAGGAAUGAUAGUGGUGAUGCAUUCAAUUUCAUGAUUUUUCUACAAAUUGUGCCACUCUUGCUUUUCUUCUUGUUUGCUUUUCUUCCAACUUCCGAACCCAACUAUUCUUUGCAGAGGACCCACAGCUACCAUAUACGUAAGGUUACUGAGAAAUAUGGUGUUGAGUUUUUUGUGAAGUCCCCUAAUUUUGAUCAAGAUUUCCCAUUGGGAAGCCCUUCUAGAACAGAGUUGGAUGAUUAUGUAGUGAGAGACUAUAAAAAUGUGCUUUCACGCUAUUGCCACAUGGAGCUACAGAGGAGUCAAUGGGUGAGAGAGUACCCGACCCCUCAUUGCGAUAGACUAAGGGAUCUCAAAGCCGCUUUAUAAAAGCACGGUAUCAUCUGAUCUUUGACUUUUUCGCUGAUGGGUAAUGAUGUAAAGAUUCUAUCAAAUAAAACAAGGGAAAGUAUAUCGAAAAAAAGACGAUCAAAUUUUAGCCCACAUUUUGUUAGAGCUUGCUGCAGUCUUUCCUUCGCUGAAGUAUUUCCUUUGACUCCGGAUCUUUGUAAUGUAUUAUAUGCGAUAUGAUGGGUGUAGGAUCCCAUCAUUGAUGAAAGUAUGCAAUUUGGUCUUUGUGCUAUAUAUCACAAUUAGUACUAUGCUGUGAAGAGGCAGGUGCGGCAGGGUUUACAUGAGAUUAGCCGAAAGCUUAUAUGUGGUGUUCAUUAUGUCACAAACAGUGGUUCUUCAGGUAUGACAGUCAUUGAAUUUAUGGAACUUCUGCAAUUAUCUACAACGUAUACUCUCAUUUUAGCAGAGUAUAUCUACUGUGGAUUUCACAACUAUAUUAUGUUUUUCCCAUUUUGUGGCCUCUAUGAUGAUCUAUGGUCUUUGGCGACACAAUAAUUUGGACUUGCUUUCAACCUUAGCAUGUUAUUAAAUUUGAAUGUGUCUGCAUUACCCACCUGAACUGUUUCCAUGUUCAUGCUGUUUUACAGAGACUUCAGUUCAAUACCAAAAGUUUUGAUCUGAA
Molecule: messenger RNA, 2337 nt
Organism: Amborella trichopoda
Lineage: Eukaryota; Viridiplantae; Streptophyta; Magnoliopsida; Amborellales; Amborellaceae
Product: chaperone protein dnaJ 49
Biological process (GO): cellular response to misfolded protein
Cellular component (GO): endoplasmic reticulum membrane
Molecular function (GO): Hsp70 protein binding
Source: RefSeq, a predicted model, not a curated record